Messenger RNA from Paramisgurnus dabryanus, 2993 nucleotides. RefSeq names its product DEAD-box helicase 19b (gene ddx19b). The record is from RefSeq and is a predicted model, not a curated record. Lineage: Eukaryota; Metazoa; Chordata; Actinopteri; Cypriniformes; Cobitidae. Gene Ontology annotation, molecular function: nucleic acid binding; RNA helicase activity; ATP binding.
UUUCCGCCCGGAGGUGUGAGUAUCGCACAACAUAAAGCGAGGAAAGCCGCACGCCAUUGUAUGAAUUUGUUGCAUUGAAGUUUUACGUUUACUUUUAUCAAACCUUUAUAUGUAGUUACAUUUAACAGUCCGCUGUUAAAUUUUUGAAUCCUCUUUUAAAGAAAAGUAUUUUAUUUAAAAGUAAUAACAUGGCAACAGAUUCGUGGGCCCAGGCUGUUGAUGAGCAAGAAGCCGCCGCGGAGUCGAUAAGCAGUUUGCAAAUAAACGAGAAGGAUGACACACCGAAAACAGAGGCAAAAGCAGAGGCGAAAGCGGAGGCAAACGGGGCAAACACAGCAGUAGAUGGAGAAAAGACAGAGGAGGAUGAUAAAGAUGACAAGGCGGCACAGUCACUGUUGAAUAAACUGAUACGAAGUAAUCUAGUAAACACGACCAAUCAAGUGGAAGUUUUGCAGAGAGAUCCAAGCUCUCCGCUUUACUCUGUCAAGUCCUUUGAAGAGCUCAGAUUGAAACCUCCACUGCUACAGGGAGUGUAUGCCAUGGGUUUCAACAGGCCAUCCAAAAUCCAGGAGACUGCAUUGCCCAUGAUGCUGGCAGAACCCCCACAGAAUCUCAUCGCUCAGUCUCAAUCUGGCACGGGUAAAACUGCUGCCUUUGUCCUGGCCAUGUUAAGUCACGUGGAUCCUGAAAACAAAUGGCCUCAGUGUCUCUGUGUCUCACCAACCUAUGAGCUGGCCCUGCAGACAGGGAAGGUCAUCGAGCAAAUGGGACAGUACUACCCUGAAGUCCAGCUAGUCUAUGCUAUACGGGGAAACAAACUGGAGCGAGGAGUGAAACUCAAGGAACAGAUUGUGAUCGGAACUCCUGGUACAGUUCUGGAUUGGUGCCAAAAGCUCAAGUUCAUCGACCCCAAGAAGAUCAAGGUGUUCGUUCUGGAUGAAGCUGAUGUGAUGAUUGCCACACAGGGCCAUCAAGACCAGAGUAUACGUAUUCAAAGGAUGCUUCCUAAAACUUGCCAGAUGCUGCUUUUCUCUGCCACUUUUGAAGAAACUGUGUGGAACUUUGCCAAGAGAAUCGUUCCCGACCCCAACAUCAUUAAACUCAAACGAGAGGAGGAGACUCUAGACACCAUCAAGCAGUACUACGUCAUCUGCAAUAGCAAGGAAGAGAAGUUCCAGGCUUUGUGCAACAUCUAUGGAGCCAUUACCAUCGCACAGGCCAUGAUCUUCUGCCAUACUAGAAAAACUGCCGGUUGGUUGGCGGGAGAGCUUUCUAGAGAGGGUCAUCAGGUGGCGCUGCUCAGCGGAGAGAUGCAGGUGGAACAGAGAGCAGCGGUCAUCGACCGUUUCCGCCAUGGCAAGGAGAAAGUGCUUGUUACCACAAACGUUUGCGCUAGAGGUAUUGAUGUUGAGCAAGUGUCUGUGGUUAUCAACUUCGAUCUGCCGGUAGACAAGGACGGCAACCCUGACAACGAGACAUACUUGCACAGAAUUGGGCGCACUGGGCGAUUUGGCAAGAGGGGGUUAGCCAUCAACAUGGUGGACAGCAGGUUUAGCAUGAACAUCCUUAACCGGAUCCAGGAACACUUCAAUAAGAAAAUUGAAAAGCUAGACACGGAUGAUUUGGAUGAAAUUGAGAAAAUCGCCAAUUGAGGAGCGUAUUCGUUCCAACAGGACUGUGCUCUUAACUAUGUUUUUAAUUCAGAGGCUGGGAUUAGAUCUGUGCCAGAGAGGAUGUUUACAUGAGCUGUUUUAUCUCAGAUGGUGUUUUUAUAGGUUUUUCUCAUUUUAUCCCAUUUCACUCUUUAUACUUAAUAAAUUUGGAAUAUUUAGUCUUAUCUUCACUUGUACGCAAAUGCUAUAGCAGCAGUCUAAGAUAUACGCGUGUUUUAAGCAUGAAAUGAAAAAUAUGCCUUUUAAUAACCUUUCACACUAAGUGUGGGAAGUGUGUUUCGACUGUUAUUAUAUUAAUUUCUAAAACGGGCUCCAAACAUGGAUGCGUGGGUAUUGCCACAAGCGUUAUAUUUUGAUUGCUGACAGUUUUGUUGAACUAGUAGCUUUUCUUAUUUUCCAAAGUGUGCUGGGUUCUUCAAUUACUUUACACUUUAUGCCAACCUGCAGUACUGCAGUGAAAAUGUGUGUUUGAUCAAGUCCAUGUUAUAUGAAGUCUGAGAGCAGCUACAUUGGAUUUUGCGUAACACUCCAAGCAAGGACUCGCAAUGCAGGGUUUUAUUUAAUAAUAAAAGGAUAUUUACUGUGCUACUUCAGAAAUCAUAAUCGUAAGUUUAAUACUCCUUAAAAGUCAUUGGCUUUGAAUCAUGAAUAAUAAUUGCCAUUGCCUGGCCAAAGAUUUUUGCCUUCAUUGGAUUUUAUCAAUCGAAUAUAUGAAAUAAUGCAAAUGUAUACAUUGUAUAGUGCUAUCAUGAAUAUUUAAGUAGAAAGAGUGAAAUGAUAACCAUAUUCAGCAGUCGAGUUGAAAGCAGAUAUGUUACGCAUUCAUUAUAUUUUCACUGCAUUGCAGUCGUAUGUUACCAAGUGUUUAAAUUUUUUAUCAUAAUAGGCUGUGCCCCAAUUUCCAUUUGCAGCCAUCUUAAAAAUGUACACUCAGUUUCACUUCAGGGUAGUCAUAGCAAAUGAUUAUUUUAUAUUGUGGGACAUUUUAAUUUAAUGACUUUAAAAACAACCAACAUUGCACUGCAUUAUAUACAUAUUUUAUUCAUUGGCAUGCAAGUGUGUCAGUCAUACCUUUUGAAGGGAAUGUGAAUGAUAUGCUAUACUUUUUGAUAAAUACUGGAUUGACUAAAGAUAUUAUCUCCUGAUGCCUUGUUCAUUUUUCCAAGUUUGGUUCAAGCUGUGAGUCAUACUUGACCUGGAAAAGAGGUUUUUAUUUUUGUCUUUUCUUUGAAAAAUGUGAACUAUUAUUAAAAUGGACUGUCAAGACAUCAACACUUAAACUGGUGUCGCACGAUUAAAUAAAUAGAAAUGGACUUCGUA